This is a messenger RNA of Parasteatoda tepidariorum (common house spider), 2576 nucleotides long. RefSeq lists its product as uncharacterized. The record is from RefSeq and is a predicted model, not a curated record. Gene Ontology annotation, molecular function: phospholipid binding; structural constituent of nuclear pore. Gene Ontology annotation, biological process: protein import into nucleus; RNA export from nucleus. Gene Ontology annotation, cellular component: nuclear pore; nuclear pore central transport channel. Lineage: Eukaryota; Metazoa; Arthropoda; Arachnida; Araneae; Theridiidae.
UUUAAUUUUCGCUGAUGGCACUGUUCAGAUUUUAUAAUGAUAAAGUAAGCAGUCGGAAGCGUAUCAAUUAUUAAUCAACCUAACUUAAAACUGAAGACUGCAAAAGGUAGAACAAAGUUGUCGAUUUUUGUUUGUAAACUUCAAUUCAUAAAGAAGUAUUUUGAUCAUGAGUUUCACUUUUGGAGCGAAUACUGGGCAACAGGCCCAACAGCAAGCAUCUAAUUUUGCUUUUGGUCAACCUCAGCAACAGAAUCAAAAUAGAGGUUUUGGUUUUGGAUCAACUACUGGAUCUACUGGGUUUGGAUUUGGAGCUGCAGCCACUACUGCCUCAACUGGAUUUUCAUUUGGUAAUACAGCUCCUGCUACUACAAAUACAGGGUUUGCAUUUGGAGCUCAAGCAUCUGCACCAAAUACAGGGUUUUCAUUUGGAACACCUGCAACUACUGCUAAUUCUGGAUUUGCUUUUGGUGCUGCACCCACCUCAACUCCAUCAUCUAAUCUGUUUGGUGCGACAGCUACCACAGCUAGCUCUGGAUUUGGAUUUGGUGCACCAUCUUCAACUACAAGUGCAUUUGGUUUUGGAACUGGAACUGCUACUACUACAGCUGCUGGAUUUGGAUUUGGUACAGGAACAGCUACUACUACAGCUGCCGGAUUCGGUUUUGGAACUGGAGCAACUAGUACUACAAAUACUGGAUUUGGUUUCGGAACUGGGACAGCAACAACUACAAAUGCUGGAUUUGCCUUUAACACCCCUCAGAGUGGGGGAAGUCUCUCAUUUGGCACUCCUACAGCUACAGGAACUGGGCUACCUUUUGGACAAGUUGCUGCCACUACUGCCAGUGGUUUCGCUUUUGGAACGCCAAGUUCUACUGCUACUUCAGCAUUAGGGUUUAAUUUAGGUGGUGCUGCUCCUACAACCACUGCACCUAUUGGUAAUACAGCUUUUGGAAAUACACAAAAUUCAAAUGCUUUUGGAGGGUUUGGUGGUGCUACAGUUACAACAGCACCAAACUUAUUUGGCAAUUUCACUCCCACUGCAAGUUCUGCAAUAACACCUUCAACUGGAUUUGGUGUCAGUACUGCUACUGUGGCUCCUUUAAGUUUUGGUGCAACCCCUACAUCUGCUGCUACAGGAACUGCUAUUGGAACUGCAGGCCUAGGAUUUGGCACUACACCACAACAGCCUUUAGGAUUUAAUACCACCUCACAGCAAUCUUCAGGAUUUAAUACCACUUCACAGCAAUCUUCAGGAUUUAAUACCACUUCACAACAAUCUUCAGGAUUUAGUGCUACACCACAGCAACCUUCAACGGGAUUUCAGUUUGCUACUCCUAAUAGUACCUCUGCAACUGCAGUUAGUUCUACUGCAGCUGGUACUGGGUUUGCAUUCAAUCAGCCUCAAACAACUGUGAGUACAGCUAGCCCUUUCCAGUUACCUGGUGCUACAUCUACGGCUGCUAUGAAUUUUGGAGUAAAUAAUAGCAGUACAACACAAUCAGGAACUACACCUGUUGCUCCUUUAAACUUUUCUGCUAGUGCAGUUGCUGUUACAAAAACUGAAACAUCUGGAAUGUCAUCAUUGUUUUCAAGUAAACCAGUGACUUCUGUUGCACCUUUGUCUAACCUAUCAACAAGCCAGAGUACACCUAUCGCCACAUCUGCUUUAUCAACUUCUUUGCCUAGUGCACCAGCUGCUCCUGCUCUUUCCUUCGCUCCAUCAACUAGUAGCACAUUAGCAACUACCACUUCUGGAGGAUUUUCAUUUCCCACAAUGAAAACAACUGCUGCAGCUGCGUCUACUGCUGCACCAUCACUGUUUUCUUCAACAUCCUUAUCCUCAGUACCAUCAAUGUCUUCUGCAAUUACAUCAGCUACACUCAAUACCACUACAACUGUAACUGCCAGUGCUUCUACGCCAACAUCUAUGAAUUUCAGGCAGUUAGAAGAUUCUAUCAACAAAUGGAGUAUUGAACUGAAAGAACAAGAAAAAGUAUUUUUAAAUCAAGCUACUCAAGUCAAUGCUUGGGAUAGACUAUUGAUAUCCAAUGGAGAAAAGAUUACAGUUUUAAAUGAUGCUGUUGAAAGAGUAAAACAUGAUCAACAACGAUUGGAUUUGGAGUUAGAUUUUAUCCAUGCUCAACAAGCUGAGCUGGAAGAACUUAUUCUUCCAUUGGAGAAAAGUACUGAAUCGACCCCAAAUAUCAGCGCUCAACAACAUGCUGAUGUAGAGAGAGAACAUACCUAUAACCUGGCUGAGAGCAUUGAUGCUCAGUUGAAGAGAAUGUCUGAAGAUAUUAAAGAAAUUAUUGAACAUGUUAAUACUGCUAACAAAACUCAAGAUGAUAAUGAUCCUGUACAACAGAUUGCAAAGAUUCUCAAUGCUCAUAUGGAUGCGUUGCAAUGGGUAGAUCAAAAUACAGUUGGUUUGCAAAGAAGACUUGAAGGUGUGUCAAAAGUAUAUGAAAAUCAGAAGAGGGAAAAUGAACAAUCAUUAAGGCGCCUAUACCAAUAGUUUAAUGUAUCUGUUUUGAUUCUUUUAUUAUUCAAAUAAAUAUUUUUCUUUACAACACUAA